AUGUUGGGGCUCAUUAUACCAGCGUUAUUUGCAACAUCCGCGUAUCCACUCGCGCAUCAUCUUGCUCGAUCUAAAAAGCACUUGUUCAGCAGUCGACCGUCAGAUGGGACACUGACUCGGUACUCUAUCGCCUCCACCUACGAGCUAGUCAGUGAGGGGACCAUGGACAUACCUUCAUCAUGUCACGCAGGCAACACAACCAAAUUCACGUCCCUCCAUCUCACCUCUUCUACUAAAAACCUUGGGAUCUGGGGAACGGCUAGUACCGGGACAUGCAGCGUGCUCUUUGGACUCACAUCCGACGGUUUUACCACAUUGCGGUCUAAGGAGAUUGCCGGAGACGUGCACUCACUUGCCUGGAGCUCGGAUGGCCGCAAUCUGCGUGCUCUAGACUCGCAUUCAUCAGCGUCUUCCGCGACCUCAAUUACCAACUUCCGUAUUGCUGACGACCCAAACCUGGAGGAUAUUGCUGGCACAGACGUUCUCGCAAAUGUCACCAAAGCAUCGCAGAUCGUAUCGCAUCCCAGCUCAAACAUGGUCUACCUUAUUACUAAAGAUACAAACGAGCUCAUUACAAUAUCGCUACAACAGAACAAGCACAUACGCCGCCGUGCAGCCUUGUCACCGUCACGAUACAAGCUUCUACCAUCUUCGCUCGAUGCCACCCAGUUUCACGCUUCGUCUCUUGCUAUUACUUCCUCAAAGACGACUCUCUGGACUCUUACCCAAUCUCCCAAUCAAGCUGUAAUCACAGCCUUUAGUCUAAACGCUACCACUGGUGAGGUCGUUGAUGUUGCUGCGCGGGCCAGUUGGAAGGGUGCUGGCGAAGGGCAGCUUGCCGCAGCCCCAUUUGAACUUGGCAAUGUGGUUGCUAUCACUAAUUCACCGAUGGGUUAUAUAACACUUCUAGGACUGGACACAAGCUCUCCAGCGGUUGGUCUCGAGCUUGAUCAAAGUAGUAAGCAUGACUUCCUGCAACCCAUGGCUGUGGACAAUAUCAGCGUGGAGGCAGCAGCUGCGAAGAUUCAAAGUUAUGGCCGGAGAAGUCUUGAUGACUUUGUUGGGCUAGGCGAGGGUGUUUGGAUCGAUUAA
Molecule: messenger RNA, 1092 nt
Organism: Cucurbitaria berberidis CBS 394.84
Lineage: Eukaryota; Fungi; Ascomycota; Dothideomycetes; Pleosporales; Cucurbitariaceae
Exons: 3
Coding region: 1-1092 (363 amino acids)
Molecular function (GO): protein binding
Source: RefSeq, a predicted model, not a curated record